AUGGGCCUGGCAGGAGAUGUCAAGGUAUACGACUCCCAGGUAAGCUGAAUAUUGCCUUGUUGUCUUUGCUUGCUCACCAUCUCCUUCUUAGCUACGAGUUAGCUCAACGGGUAGACAACUUACCAAUCGCCAGUGCUGCCGCCGCUGCCAACGAGUAGAACGCAUCCGUCGAGAGGACACAAACCAGGCGAAAGUCCUGGCCGUGUGCCGUAGUGCACGCCGUCAACACCAGGACUGGUUCGACGACAACGACGCCGUCGUCAGCAAUCUGCUCGCCGAGAAGAACCGCCUUCACAAAGCCUACGUAGACCACCCCACUGAUGACAACGAAUCUGUCUUCUACCGCAGUCCCCGCCACCUUCAACAACGGAUGCGCGAGAUGCAGGACGCCUGGACUGCACGCAAAGCUGUUGAGAUUCAAGGCUACGCGAACCGCAACGAAUGGGAGAACUCCUUCUCCGCGAUCAAAGCUGUCUACCGUCCGCCGAUGAAGGACACUGCUCCUCUCCUCAGCGCCGACGGCAGCACUCUCCUGACUGAAAAGACGCAAAUUCUACAGCGAUGGGCGGAGCAUUUCCGAGGCGUCCUCAACCGCCCCUUCGCCAUCUCCGUCACCGCCAUCGACCGUUUGACGCAAGUGGAGACCAACUUGGACCUCGACCUCCCGCCAUCUCUACAGGAAACCAUCAUGGCCGUGUAG
Messenger RNA from Spirometra erinaceieuropaei, 700 nucleotides. NCBI's taxonomy places the organism in Eukaryota, Metazoa, Platyhelminthes, Cestoda, Diphyllobothriidea, Diphyllobothriidae. The record is from the annotation of a GenBank genome assembly.